CGUACCAGGGUCCGGCGUGGUAAGCAUGCGCUUCGGCAAAUCGUGCAACUUCGAUUCUUCCAUCGCGCCUUCAAUGUUAUGUACUCCUUAAAUAUAACCUAAAAGGUGUCAAUCUGUUUAUAAUGUAACUUGUUACUUAAUUGAUAAUGGAUAAUAAUACAGAGUCUAUACCAGAAUUGUUAGCGAAUCAAAGACAGCUUCAGCGUGAAGAAGAUUUCAUCAUUCGCACGUUGUCGAAAAUCGAUAAGCAAUUACAUGCUCUCCAGGUAGAACAACUUCAUUUAUUAAACCGUAUGAAUACUGAGACAACUAGUACACCUGCUGCAAGUACUACACAUACAAACUCCAAAUGUCUUUCAAAUAAUGAAAAUGAUUCUAUAGAAAAUAUACUUAAAGAACUGGACCUUACUAUACCUUCAUCAACUUUAAGUCCUGAAGAGGAAGUAGAAGAAGAUGAAGAUGACUAAUAGGUUUGAGACUAACAAUAUUUUUUCAAUUAAAGCGUAAUUGCUUUCUCUUAUAAUGUGAUGAUUACAAGAUAAUUUAUUGAAUAAGUUUGGUGAAAAAAUAAACUGUACC
Messenger RNA from Cephus cinctus (wheat stem sawfly), 579 nucleotides. Its product is annotated as snRNA-activating protein complex subunit 5. Lineage: Eukaryota; Metazoa; Arthropoda; Insecta; Hymenoptera; Cephidae. Gene Ontology annotation, cellular component: nucleus. The record is from RefSeq and is a predicted model, not a curated record. The coding region runs from base 147 to 467 and encodes 106 amino acids. The transcript has 2 exons. Gene Ontology annotation, biological process: transcription by RNA polymerase II; transcription initiation at RNA polymerase III promoter.